Molecule: messenger RNA, 1329 nt
Organism: Beta vulgaris subsp. vulgaris (sugar beet)
Lineage: Eukaryota; Viridiplantae; Streptophyta; Magnoliopsida; Caryophyllales; Amaranthaceae
Product: proline-rich receptor-like protein kinase PERK3
Exons: 1
Coding region: 220-1266 (348 amino acids)
Biological process (GO): protein phosphorylation
Cellular component (GO): plasma membrane
Molecular function (GO): protein kinase activity; ATP binding
Source: RefSeq, a predicted model, not a curated record
GUAUAUAGAUUAGGGCGGCCAACCAUUUACCAAAACAACAGAAAAAAAAUACGCGCAAAAAUUCCAACUUUUCUUAUUAUAUCAUCAAAAUCAAAACUUUUUUCAAAUGAAGACAAUCUUAUUGUCAAACUAUAGAUACACCGUCAUUUCUUUCUUUUAAAUUCUUUUGUUAACUCACUUUGAUAUAUAACAUAUAUAUACCUUUACCACUUUUCGUACAUGAAACUCAUAAAUUCAACAACUAUGGCUUCUCAUAAACAUCACAUUUCAUAUGCUCUAACUCUUUCUUUCCUCUCAAUCUCACUCAUUCUUCUAAUCAUCACUCUUUUCUUCCUUUGUAGAAAAAAACCACCUAAGAAAAAAGAAUCUAUCUCUACUACAAAACUUUGUGUUCAAAAUUUUUCUUUAUCAGAAAUUGAUAUUGCCACCGACAGGUUCAACCCUAGUAGAAUCAUAGGAAAGGGCCGCCUAGGAACCACCUAUGCGGCGGUGUUCGACGAUAAGGAUGACUUAGUGGUUGUAAAGCGAAUUCACCCAUGGUUAGUCUUAAGUAAAGUUGGUCUAGGGUCUUUCCAAGCCAUGAUCAAGUCAUUGUCAUUAGCACAACACCCUAACAUUGUGCCUAUAUUAGGGUUUUUGGAGGCGCCGGGCGAAAGGAUGAUAAUAAUGGAGUAUGUAGGCACAAUGAGCUUGGAUUUCUACUUGCAUCAAAAUAUUGAUGGACCAUCCUUGUUAGGUUGGGUUCAAAGGGUUAGCAUUGCAGCCGGUAUGGCGCGAGGGCUCGAGUAUUUGCAUGAGAAGAUGGCACCUCAAGUAGUCCAUGGUUGUAUUAAGCCUACUAAUGUGUUGGUUGAUGUGAAUUUUUGUGCAAAGUUUUGUGAUUAUGGGUUGUCUUUUUUGGCUGCAAAACAAGAAAAAAUGGGUGUUUUAGGGUAUGUUGAUGAGGAGUUUUGGUUAGAAAGGAAUAAAAGUAGUGGUGCUUGCAAAGAAAGUGAUGUUUAUGGGUUUGGUGUGGUGUUGUUGGAACUUUUGACUGGAAGGACAAGUGAGGGAGGGUUGCUUGUUAGAUGGGUUUUGCCUUUGAUUAAAGAAAUGAAGUUUAAUGAGUUUUUAGAUGCAAGAAUUAAGAUGCCUACUAAUAUGAAGCCAAUUGUUAGAUUGGCUAAAGUUGCAUUAGCUUGUGUUGGUAAUUCUAGGAAAACUAGGCCUAAAAUUUCACAAAUUGUUUGCAUCUUGGAUAACUUGGAUAUGAAUAUAGGUCUAUAACUAUUAUUUGAAGUUAAUCAUAUGUUUUUGUAGAUUAGUACUACAUGUAUAUAAUACUUUCCC